CUUUCCAAGUCAUCACAUACAAAUCUCCUUUUCGCUCUCGAUCUGAACACUUAUAUAGUCUCUCUCUAGAAAUCACAGAGGCAAAUCUCACUCUGUAACAAAAUCAAACUCUACACAAUGGCCGAUCGGGAGCACGAGCACAGAGAAGAGGAAGAAGCCGCCACCGGUGAAGACGAAGACACCGGAGCACCAGUGGACCCGAUCAUCAAGCUCGAACAGGUCUCCGUCACCACCGGUGAAGAAGAUGAGGACUCCAUCCUUGAUCUGAAAUCGAAGCUUUAUCGGUUCGAUAAGGAAGGCAAGCAAUGGAAGGAGAGAGGCGCUGGUACUGUGAAACUCUUGAAGCACAAAGAAUCGGGCAAGGUUCGGCUGGUUAUGCGGCAAUCAAAGACUCUCAAGAUCUGCGCUAACCAUCUCGUUCUUCCUACCAUGUCGGUUCAGGAACAUGCCGGAAACGAUAAGUCUUGUGUCUGGCAUGCGGCUGAUUUUGCUGAUGGUGAAUUGAAGGAUGAGUACUUUUGCAUUCGAUUUGGAUCAGUCGAGAAUUGCAAAACCUUCAUGGAGAUGUUUCAAGAGGUUGCUGAAUCCCAAAGUACAAAGGAUGAAAACAAAGAUGCAUCUGCUGCUGCUGGUCUGCUUGAUAAGCUAAGUGUUGAAGAUAAGAAAUCUGAUGAAAAAGCCAAGGAAGAGGUGCCUGUUGCGGCCAAGGAGGGUAAGGAAUCUGAUGAAAAAGCCAAGGAAGAGGUGCCUGUUGCAGCCAAGGAGGAUAAGGAAUCUGAAAGUGUGUCUGUAAAAGCAGAUGCAGUGUGAGGAGGAAGAGGAGUGUGUUUCCUUGGGGACGAUGCGUUAAUUCUGUUAUCAUAUUGAUAUUACCAUGCAUCCCUAUCAACUUAACGAGGUUGAUUUUCUGAGCUCAUCUGCUACACAGGAUUGUCUUGGUUUAUUGAGUCUGGUUAGAUGCCAAUGGAUUGUGUUUUUUACGGGUGGGGAAUGGUUUGGUUUUGUUGGUUCGUCUUUGGAGUCUUGGUUAACUUUUGAUCUUAUGUUGGUCGGGUUUGAUAUCAAGGUUGUGUGUGUCUAGUUCUUGUAUUAUCAGAGGGUAUUUCUGGGUUUCUUGAACAGUACAUAUUCGUGUUGCUGGGUUUCAUGAAUAGUACAUAUUCACCUGGUGUAAGGUACCAGUGAAGUUUGUACUUCUGAGGGCGCAGAGCACCAAAAAAUGCACGCGGUAGAAACAGUUUUUGUUGAACUCUGGUUUUUGAUUUGCGGCUUAUUACAUUGUUAUUAUUAAUUAUUAAAUUUGGGUUGCUUUC
Molecule: messenger RNA, 1313 nt
Organism: Cornus florida
Lineage: Eukaryota; Viridiplantae; Streptophyta; Magnoliopsida; Cornales; Cornaceae
Product: ran-binding protein 1 homolog b-like
Exons: 4
Coding region: 118-810 (230 amino acids)
Biological process (GO): nucleocytoplasmic transport
Cellular component (GO): nuclear pore; cytoplasm
Molecular function (GO): GTPase activator activity
Source: RefSeq, a predicted model, not a curated record